Molecule: messenger RNA, 2871 nt
Organism: Ochlerotatus camptorhynchus
Lineage: Eukaryota; Metazoa; Arthropoda; Insecta; Diptera; Culicidae
Gene: exu
Product: exuperantia
Exons: 5
Coding region: 223-1962 (579 amino acids)
Biological process (GO): bicoid mRNA localization
Molecular function (GO): protein homodimerization activity; RNA binding
Source: RefSeq, a predicted model, not a curated record
GAAAUCGCAUCGAGCUGGAGAAAAUCCUUUCAUAUCACUUCAAAAUUAACAAGCAAAAGAUCGACAUCUGGCUGGAGGUUACUCCGAAGUGUCUCGUAAAAUCAUCAAAAGUAAAGGCAUACCGGUUGCUGGUCGCUUAGUGCGUGAAAACAGUGAAUAAAUUGGGAAAUUAGAGUGAAUUGCUUCGAAAACUUGUUAAUUUUCCGUCCCAGCAAGGAAAAAAUGGUGACCGGAAUCGAAGAAAGCAAACCGGUGGAGACCGAAUUCGAAGUGGUGGAAGACGAAAGCUGCUCGGAGGAGAGCGACUCCGGUCCAGCCGGAGCCCUCUCGUCCAAAUUCGAUCGAACGGAUGUCUCCAUCAAUACCAAUCCCCUCCCGUACGGAAAGUACACCUUGAUUGGCAUCGACAUUGAUACGACGGGUCGUAGACUGAUCGAUGAAAUAGUUCAGAUCUCCGCAUACACGUCGGAACACCAGUACUCGCAGUACAUUAUGCCGUUGAUGAACCUGAAUCCGGCCGCCCGACAGCGGCACCAGGUUCGUGUCAUCACGGUUGGUUUCUUCCGCAUGUUGAAGAGCAUGCAGACCUAUCGGGUCGUGAAAACAAAAACGGAAAUUUCGGCUCUGAACGAAUUUAUCGACUGGCUGGAGGCGCGGUACCAGGAGGACGAAGGUUCCGAGGGUAUCGUGAUGAUCUAUCAUGAACAGCGCAAGUUCGUACCGUACAUGCUGAUCGAGGCCAUGAAGAAGUACAACCUGUUGGAUCGGUUCACCGCGACGGUGAAAUCGUUCGUGAACGGGUUCAAACUGGCCGAGGACAAGUGCAGCAAAACAAUCAAGUACUUCUCGAUCCGCCAGCUGGCCAACCUGGUGCUGGACAAGGACGAAGCGAAGGAAGGGUUCGAAGGAAACGCGGCAUAUCGAGCCCGGUUGGCCUACCAAAUUGCACGUCGUUUGUCCAGAGAAAACGACAAGGCAGCUAGCAGCGACUGUCCGCAGACAGCCGAGUGUGUAGAGAGCCAAGAGGACGAGGGAACUGAGGAAGGAGAGCCAUGCACACAACCUGAGGCUGCUGACGAGAACGACAAUCCGAACCUGAAUAAAACCGAUGACGAUCGACAUCAGACCGAUGUGGACGCUGUCACUGGUCAGGUGACGACAGUUCCGGAACCGCAACCACGCUCUCGGCCCACGACCGAAGCCGAGCGGGAACAGAUGUGCUUGACCCUGUGCGAUCUGGCCUCACCGAUCACGUGCGAAAUUUCCGAACUGGAUGAGCAGGAGAAUAUUCUUGUCCGCCAGAACUCGCUCCGGCCGGUGUUUUUGCAGUACUUUAAGACGACCAUCUACCAUAGAGUUAAGGCUGUAACGUACCGACGAGUGCUGGCCGAGAACGGACACGAUCUUGCCACGCUGCAGCAAAUUUGGACCGACCGCAAGCGCGAGGGUCUGGAGGAGGUAGUUGCCAAGAUCACUGACCUGAAGGAGGACGAAAGAACCGAGCUUUCCGAGCUGCUCGAUUGCCACUUUGAUCCGGACAAGCAGCAGCUGAAACCGGUCAUCACGCGCGUCCGCCAGCGGUCAUCCCGGGGUCGGAUGUUCUUCGGUAACAAGAGCAGCAAUUCAUCGGGCAAUGGCAACUACAACAACAAUGGAAAUGGCAACGGCAACGGCAAGGACAACCGUAAACCCAUGAACGCUGGUCGCAAUAACAACAGCAACGGCAACUACCAGCAGCACAAUAAUGGUGAUAAUGGUAAUACCAGUGGAAACUACCACGGUAAGAACAACAACAACAGCAACAACCAAUCGCCGCCGUCCCCGAACGGAGGUGCUGGUGGAAACAGGAAGUUCCGUCCGCGCCAGCCGAGACGCCGUCGCAACCAGAAUCAGAACCAGACCCGUCAGAACGGUAACCAACAGAACAUGAACCAACCGCCGAUCAUUCAGGCCAACGCCUGAAAAAUCCGCCCGCUUGCUCACUGCCACAAGGCCGAUGUGGAUGUUUGGAAAUAUCUUGAACAAAACUGAAAACAACUUAAAAGAUUGAAUUGAAUUCCUUAUGUUUAGUAGUCAUGUAAGUGCUGAUGAUGAUGAUGAAUAAUGCAAGAAGAUGUUAGUCGAGAAGAGGUUUAAGCCGGUUCCUGAUUAGAAGAGAUCAGCUAUCGAUUUGUGGGAAGCUUCGUUUCAGAAGAUUCCCUAUUUCUAUUGUAUUGUGAGCAAAAGGCUACGCUAGAGUUUAGGGGGUGAUAUUAGUUAAUAACUAAUCGUAUUUUUUAAAUGGCUAAGGCCUUUUCUACUUUUAUAACAUUACAUUAUUGUAAUCCCACUACCAUUUUUUAUAUUUACAAUUUGCUCGUGCUAAAUGCGCGGAAUUUGCUCUUGGAAAUGCUUUUGAUUUUUUUGGAUAACAGCAAAGCGGUUUCUUCCAAUUUCGGGCUCUCGAUUGGCAGAGGUAAACGAAUGGCUUUCAGGAAGUAAGCGCGCGCUUCCAGACAAGAUAUUCGUUCGCAUUUGCAGAACCCGAAAGGGGGGAAAACACGGUUUUGAUUCACCCAUUAUAGCAGAUAAAAGAAUAUAUUGAAGAUUGUAAUCUUGAUUGAAACGGAAAGCGAGGCAUGUAAGAUGUGUGUGUAGUAGCAGCUUCUAGAGAUUAGGCAAACAUGAUUUCAAACUUAUACAACAAACACACACAUGAGGAACACUUUUCCCGAAGAAAAACUAUCUAAUUUACUAUGUUAUUAAUGGAUAAGAUCUUGAAUAAUGUUAAAAUGAUUUGAAUUUGUUCGUUUAAGAAACGCAAGGCUUCGAGCGUCUGCGAUGUUCGGAGCGCUUGUUUAACUCAAAAUAAAGAGCGAUAAGCAAAACAAA